CUUGGGAAGUCCCAGUUACUUCCGGCCUCUCGGAGCCAUCCCUCCGGAAGUGCUUGUGGCUUCUGUCUUGUUGGGGUUUUUUACAAAUGCCUAGUCUUUAAGUGGGAAAGAAAAAACAGCUAAGGUCAGCAAGACAAAAAGGAGAAAAGUUGGAAGCACUAAUCCCCAGGAUGUGUCAUUAGCUGGAAAGAAAAAUACAGUUGAGUAGCUGAAGUAAUGCAGGGGCUGGCCUAAUAAUCACAGCAUACCUUGAAUUCGACAUGUCUUUGAGCUGAGUCAGUGCCUCUUCAGAAACCCACAAGGUUUCCUACUGAAGACAUCUGGAUUGUUUCUUUUUUUUUCAUUUCCUGCAACAUCAAUACCAUAAUAAACAUUCUUGCAUUCAUGGCCUUACAUAUUCAUACUUUUAUUUUGUUAAGAUAAAUGGAAUUUUGGAUUGAAAGCCCGAGCCGCGGGGGCGCCAGUGCCGCGAGUCGAGCGGGAGCAGAGGAGGCGAGGGAGGAGGGCCAGAGAGGCAGUUGGAAGAUGGCGGACGAGGCGGCGCUCGCCCUUCAGCCCGGCGGCUCCCCCUCGGCGGUGGUGGCCGAGAGGGAGGCCGCGUCGCCGCCCGCCGGAGAGCCACUCCGCAAGAGGCCGCGGAGAGACUGUCCAGGCCUGGGGCGGAGCCCGGGCGAGCCCGGUGGGGCGGCCCCCGAGCGUGAAGUGCCGGCGGCGACCGGAGGCUGCCCCGCGGCGGCCGCGGCGCUGUGGCGGGAGGCGGCAGCGGCGGGCGAGGAGCGGGAGGCCCAGGCGGCGACGGCCGGAGAAGGAGACAAUGGGCCGGGCCUACAGGGCCUAACCCGGGAGCCGCCGCCGGCCGACGACUUCUACGACGACGACGACGACGACGACGAGGGCGAAGAGGAGGAAGAGGCGGCGGCGGCGGCGGCGAUUGGGUACCGAGAUAACCUUCUGUUUGGUGAUGAAAUAAUCACCAAUGGUUUUCAUUCCUGUGAAAGUGAUGAGGAUGAUAGAGCCUCGCAUGCAAGUUCUAGUGACUGGACUCCAAGGCCACGUAUAGGUCCAUAUACUUUUGUUCAGCAACAUCUCAUGAUUGGCACAGAUCCUCGAACAAUUCUUAAAGAUUUAUUACCAGAAACAAUUCCUCCACCUGAAUUGGAUGAUAUGACACUGUGGCAGAUUGUUAUUAAUAUCCUUUCAGAGCCACCAAAAAGGAAAAAAAGAAAAGAUAUUAAUACAAUUGAAGAUGCUGUGAAAUUAUUACAAGAGUGCAAAAAAAUAAUAGUUCUAACUGGAGCUGGGGUUUCUGUUUCUUGUGGAAUACCUGACUUCAGGUCAAGAGAUGGUAUUUAUGCUCGCCUUGCAAUAGACUUCCCAGACCUUCCAGACCCUCAAGCAAUGUUCGAUAUUGAAUAUUUCAGAAAAGAUCCAAGACCUUUCUUCAAGUUUGCAAAGGAAAUAUAUCCCGGACAGUUCCAACCAUCUCUCUGUCACAAAUUCAUAGCCUUGUCAGAUAAGGAAGGAAAACUGCUUCGGAACUAUACUCAGAACAUAGAUACACUGGAACAGGUUGCAGGAAUCCAAAGGAUAAUUCAGUGUCAUGGUUCCUUUGCAACAGCCUCUUGCUUGAUUUGUAAAUACAAAGUAGACUGUGAAGCUGUACGAGGAGAUAUUUUUAAUCAGGUGGUUCCUCGUUGUCCUAGGUGCCCAGCUGAUGAACCACUUGCUAUCAUGAAGCCAGAGAUUGUCUUUUUUGGUGAAAAUUUACCAGAGCAGUUUCAUAGAGCCAUGAAGUAUGACAAAGAUGAAGUUGAUCUCCUUAUUGUUAUUGGGUCUUCCCUGAAAGUAAGACCAGUAGCACUAAUUCCAAGUUCCAUACCCCAUGAAGUGCCUCAGAUACUAAUAAAUAGAGAACCUUUGCCUCAUCUGCAUUUUGAUGUAGAGCUUCUUGGAGACUGUGAUGUCAUAAUUAAUGAAUUAUGUCAUAGGUUAGGUGGUGAAUAUGCCAAACUUUGCUGCAACCCUGUAAAGCUUUCAGAAAUUACUGAAAAACCUCCACGAACACAAAAAGAGUUGGCUCAUUUGUCAGAGUUGCCACCCACACCUCUUAAUAUUUCAGAAGACUCAAGUUCACCGGAAAGAACUUCACCACCAGAUUCUUCAGUGAUUGUUACACUUUUAGACCAAGCAACUAAGAGCAAUGUUAAUGAUCCUGAGGUGUCUGAACCAAGAGAUCAUAUGGAAGAAAAAUCACAGGAAGGACAGAAUUCUACUAGGAACAUUGAAAGUGUUACUGAACAGCUGGGAAGUCCAGAUUCGAAGAAUGUUGACUCUAAUACUGGGGAAAAAAAUGAAAGAACUUCAAUUGCUGAAACAGUGAGGAAGUGCUGGCCAGCUCGACUUGCAAAGGAGCAGAUUAGCAAACGGCUUGAUGGUAAGGAAGCACUGUUGAACCGUUUUGAAGGUAAUCAGUAUCUGUUUUUACCACCAAAUCGUUAUAUUUUCCAUGGCGCUGAGGUAUAUUCAGACUCUGAAGAUGACGUGUUAUCCUCUAGUUCUUGUGGCAGUAACAGUGAUAGUGGAACAUGCCAGAGUCCAAGUUUAGAAGAACACUUGGAGGAUGAAAGUGAGAUUGAAGAAUUUUACAACGGUUUGGAAGACGAUGCUGAUGUUAAUGAGAGAGCUGGAGGAACUGGAUUUGGAGUUGAUGGAGGUGAUCAAGAGGCAGUUAAUGAAGCUAUAUCCGUGAAACAGGAAGCAACAGACAUUAACUAUCCAUCAAACAAAUCAUAAUGUAAUAGUUGUCCAGGUACAGGAAUUGUUCCACCAGCAUUAGGAACUUUAGCAUGUCAAAAGGAAUGUUUACUUGUGAAUUCAACAGAGCAAGGAAACCAGAAAGGUGUAAUAUUUAUAGACUGGUAAAAUAAGAUUUUUUCUUCAUGGGUAAUUUUUAACUUCUUAUUUCUGUACUUGUACAUGCAACACUAACUUUUUUUAAAAGAAGGGUACUAAGUAUCUUUAAUCACCUGUUGGUCAAGACUUUUCUUUUAAAAGUUCAUUUGUAUGAUACAUCCGUUAUGUAUAUAUAAUUUUGUUCUUGCCUAGUGAGUUUCAACAUUUUAAAGUUUUCAAAAAGCCAUUGGAAUGUUAAAUUAAUGUAAAGGGAACAGCUUAUCUAGACCAAAGAAUGGUAUUUUCACACUUUUAUUUGUAACAUUGAAUAGUCUGAACUCCUCAAAUGUCUGUUCUGCUAAACUUUUGAUUCUUUAUUAGCACAAUUACCUAUUUUUAAACACUGGCAUUUUCCAAAACUUGUGGCAGCUAACUUUUUAAAAAUCUCAUAACAUGCAGUGUGUGUAGAAGGAAGUCAACAAUAUGUGGGAGAGCACUCAGUUGUCUUUGCUUUUUAAAGUAAGACUUGGUGCUAAGAAUUUCAGGAAUAUUGUAUUGUUGAAAUGAAGAUGGCUUUUGUACUUCCUGUGGACAUGUAGUAAUGUCUAUAUUGGCUCCUAAAACUAAUCUGAAAAACAAAUAAAUGCUUUGGAAAUGUUUCAAUUGCUUUAGAGACAAUAGUGCCUGCCUGGGUACCCUUAGUUUCAAGAAUAUUUGCCAUUGUUGUUUAAAUACAUAUCACUGUGGUAGAGCUUGCAUUGAUUCUUUCCCACAAGUAUUAAACUGCCAAGAUGUGAAUAUGCAGAGCCCUUAUGAAUCUAUAAUAAUGGUACUUCAACUGGGAAGAGUGUAAUAUUUUGGACUGCUGCUUUUCUUUUCCACUAAUGAGGAGAGCAACAGGCCCCUGAUUACAGUUCCAAAGUACUAAGAUGUUAAUUAUAACUCAGCCAGUAAGUACAUGUCUCCUGUUGGGAGGAUUUGGUGUAAUAGACACCAAACUGCUAGCCUAGUAUUAUGGAGAUGAACAUGAUGUAACUUGUAAUAGCAGAAUAGUUAAUGAAGUUAGUUCCUGUAACAUCUUUAUUUAAAAGCUUAGCCUGCCUUAAAACUAGAGAUCAAACUUUUCUCAGCUGCAGAAGCUUCUAGCCUUUCAAAAAAUUCAUACUUUAUAAAAUUGCACAGAGCAAUUUAUUUUCCAGACCUUGCCCCCACAUUAUUUCCAAAUAUAAAGUAUUCCUAUGUUGCUUUAGUAUUUAUUACAAUUUUAAAAAAGGUUUGAAAUAUAGCUGUUCUUUAAGCAUAAAAUACCCAGCUAGGACCAUUACUGCCAGAGAGAGAAAUUUUAUUGAAUGGCCAUUUCCCUACCUAAAAGAUGUUUCAGUCUGAAUUUAUUUGGCUACACUAAAGAAUGCAGUAUAUUUAGUUUUCCAUUUGCAUGAUGUGUGUUUGUGCUAUAGAUGAUAUUUUAAAUUGAAAAAUUUGUUUUAAAUUAUUUUUACAGUGAAGACUGUUUUCAGCUCUUUUUAUAUUGUACAUAGUCUUUUAUGUAAUCUGGCAUAUGUUUUGUAGACUGUUGAAUGACUGGAUAUCUUCCUCCAACUUUUGAAAUACAAAACCAGUGUUUUAUACUUGUACACUGUUUUAAAGUCUAUUAAAAUUGUCAUUUGACUUUUUCCUGUUAA
Felis catus (domestic cat) is the source of this 4574-nucleotide messenger RNA. RefSeq names its product sirtuin 1 (gene SIRT1). The record is from RefSeq and is a predicted model, not a curated record. NCBI's taxonomy places the organism in Eukaryota, Metazoa, Chordata, Mammalia, Carnivora, Felidae. The transcript has 13 exons. Gene Ontology annotation, molecular function: NAD+ binding. The coding region runs from base 424 to 2793 and encodes 789 amino acids.